Anthostomella pinea is the source of this 312-nucleotide messenger RNA. The record is from the annotation of a GenBank genome assembly. Lineage: Eukaryota; Fungi; Ascomycota; Sordariomycetes; Xylariales; Xylariaceae.
AUGGUCGAACUAGCACAAACAGGACACCAGCCUGGCGUGUCUCCCUCUCGACGUCGUUGUGGCCCUGUAGGCCUGCUCGCCGACAAGGCCCUCAAAAUCUGGCCCUUCCGCUCGUUGCUGCGGCUCGAGGGCUGGACGUCGGCGGCGCACCGGCGCGUUGUCAUACUCGGCGGCGCCGCACACGCGAUCCCGCCGACCACGGGCCAGGGCGCGGCACAGGCGUUCGAGGACGUGUUUUCCCUGGCGCUGCUGGUGGCGAGGUUGCAGGAGCACGGCGAGAAGCUGCGGUGGGAGGACGCGCUGGCGUUCUGA